CCGCGGAAAGCGCGAAGAAACGUGAAAAAAUCGAAACCUCUGUCCGUGCACGGUGUGUGGGAUGAUAAACGUUGUUGCUACGCGGUUGAGAUGUUGAAAUUCGGUUAAAAAAAAUGAAUUAUAGAUCGCGCGAGGUUAUAGUUACUAGGAUAUUAAGUGAUAACGGUAAAAGAAGGGACGGUGUUUGACAAGUGAGAAUUCGGGAUGCGAGCAGCGGUCUGAUAAACAUGGCCGCUCGAAAACAUAUGACAAAGGAUAAAGCGCUGCGCUGCUUUUCUAGGACGAACAAAAUACCGACAUUUGAUUGUUGAAAAAUUGUCAGAUUUCGAAUUCAGGAUAGUAAAGAGCCAUGAAUACGAAUGGAGAAUGGGGUCAAUCGCUUCGGUGCUACAGUGGCAUUGUUCAAAGUGUUCUCUCAUAAACCCGACCGAGAGCACGAGCUGCGCCAGGUGCGGGGAACCUCGUAGGGUAUACGAUAAUAAAACAAAUCCCGAAACAUCAUCCCCGAGCAGUACAAAUGUCUGUGAAAAAAAUAAUCCCGAUUCCGCGAACUCUACGCCUCCAACACCGCCACCACGACUCAAUUUUACGAAUCAGUUAAAAUGCUACAUACCAAAAACUAGCUGCGUUUACCAUCAAAAACCGUUCUCGUUCACCGUAAAAAAUAACAACGUCGUUCCGUCUGGGAAUGAUCCCGGAUCAAGAAGCUCGGAUAAAAUAUCUCGGCGCAACUCUUGGUCUGGGAGGACGAGAAUUGAAUCUGUAUCAUUAAAACACGGUGUAUCUCUACCUUUGUUACCUACUCGCUGGACUUGCAUCAGAUGUUUGCAACCAAACAGCCAAAGCUCAGUGGCCAAGUGUAUCGCCUGUGGAACUAUUUCCUUGCCCGCAUCGAAUCAGGAAGGUCAUAUUUGGACGCGGAAAGCGAGGAGACCCGAAGUUCGCAGACUUAAAAACCUUCACCUCAAUGAUGACGAGGAUCCAGCUAAAAGUUCGUCUUCGGGACUAGAAGAUGGUGUUUUAAAUGUGGAAUUCAACGCAACAUCAACUCCUUCCAAUCUCGAUAAAACCAAUAAAGACAUGGCCCAGCUGACCAGCCUCGGUCGUAGUGACAGAACAAGGUCCAACCGCGAAAGUUGGACGCUACCUCCCGUCGAAACCAUGGAUUCGCCCUCAAUGGCCUACACGGACAACAUAGAUAAUUCUCAGCGUUCACCAAAGCGUCACAGUCCCUCGGUGUACGAGCGUGUGAAAUCUAAAGUGAGCCGUUCAUUGUCGAAUGGUUCUGUUGUUCAAAAGUUAUCGGAGGCUGGGAUCCAAAGACCAACUAGUCUUAUAGUUUCGGAGGUGCAACAAGACAAUGCCCUGUGGAGUUGCGACAACUGUACACUAGAUAAUGCACCUGGCUUGGAACAAUGCGAGGCAUGCGAAGCACCUAGGAGCUCUGCACCCUGUAGCGGCGUAGUUAUAAGUGUACCGGCAUGGGAGCCGAGAGCGCUUUCUUCUGCAGGCCUUCCGACAUACCGGCGAUCAUUUUCGGAAGUUGACUCUGUCACUAAUAAUGUAAUACAGAGAAAAACUGCAAACCGUCGUAGUUUAAAUGACGAAGAACCUCCGGCUGUGCCACCACACUCUGUUGGGUUUAAUUCAAAACCAAAGUAUUCAUACAUAGGGAUAUCUGAUCCAGAAACUCCCCCACCACUGCCAAGAAAACAGAAUAGCAAAUUGGGCAUCACGGCUGCAAAAACACUCACUGAGUCAAUAAGUUCGGCUGGUGAGGCAGCAGAGGCUGGGCCUCUAAAGCGUAUGUGGACUUGCCGAAAAUGUUCCUAUGCCUACAACCCUCUUUGGUCAACUGGAUGUGAUAUCUGCUCUUCUUCAAGAUCACCUCCGUCUCUGGCUCAACCAAGUUUAAUUACAGUAACUAAAGACGGAGCAAGUUGUAGAUCACAGGCCUCGUCUCCCAUCAUUGUUUCACGAGACAGCGUAAGGUAUACUCCGCCAAAAUCGGCGACCUUAGCAACAGCGGAGGCUGAUCUAGACGAUCUAAUCGAACUUCCAUCGCCUGCCUGGACUUGUAAAAAAUGUACGUUACUAAAUGCUGCUACAAGAACAACGUGUGAAGCCUGUGCCGGGUCAAAACUGAGAAGCGUCAGUCAUCUCGAUGACCCAACGUUAAGAAAGGGGGAGAGCUGGGUGUGUCCAUCAUGCACUUUACGGAACCCAUUAACUGCACAAAGCUGUAAUGCCUGCAAAACCUUUGCUGAUUUCCUCGAAGUCCCAAGGGAUAACAGAGUCUCAGGACAAAGAAGUCCCAGUCCCAGGCUGACGUGUCCACCUUCGGCAAGCUCAAGAGCAGUUACACCUAGGCACAGGAAUUCAGUUCGUAGAAACGGAUCUGGAGUGGGAGAUAAGAGGCAAUCUAGGACCAAAGAAAUUACCCACGCACAGUGGCAAUGCAAAUUGUGCACUUUUGAGAACAAAAGUACGAACGGAAGUUGCGAAAUGUGCCAAAGUUCAAAGACUCUGUCUCAAAUUCCUGGGGACAGGCUUAGGCUCGGCGAACCUGGAACUAGUACUCUGAGAAUUCAAAGACAGGAAAGUGUUGUUAUGGAAAAUUUACGCCAAAUUGAAGAGAGAGAAGCCUUAGAAAAAUGGGAAAGAAUCGUUCGUUACUGUAAAGAGACAAACGAACCGUUUGUCGACGACUCUUUUCCCCCAGCUCCAAAAUCAUUGUACUACAAUCCUGCGGAAACGAAAGAUAACCAUGUGGUCCAGUGGAGAAGACCGCAUCAAAUAAAUGUUGACUCAAGUGUCGAUUCCAAGUUGCCCUGGGCAGUCUUUAGGACACCCUUACCUUCCGAUAUUUCUCAAGGUGUUUUAGGAAAUUGUUGGCUUCUAUCCGCGCUAGCAGUACUUGCCGAAAGUGACGAAUUGGUGAGAAGAGUGUUAGUUAUGAAAGAAACUUGUCCCGAAGGGGCGUACCAAGUCAGAUUGUGCAAGGAUGGAAAAUGGACCACCGUACUUGUUGACGAUCUACUUCCCUGUGAUAAAAGAGGACAUCUUGUUUACUCUCAGGCGAAGAGAAAACAAUUAUGGGUACCACUGAUCGAGAAAGCAGUAGCUAAAAUCCAUGGAUGUUAUGAAGCACUGGUUUCUGGUCGAGCUAUCGAAGGACUAGCUACCCUCACGGGUGCUCCUUGUGAAAGUGUACCACUACAGCCUUCCGCUUUACCAAGUGAAGAUGAAUUAGAUAAAGAUUUAAUUUGGGCACAGCUUUUGUCUUCAAGACAAGCUAUGUUCUUAAUGGGUGCUAGCUGCGGAGGAGGCAAUAUGAAAGUUGACGAAGAAGAAUAUCAACGGAAAGGACUUCGUCCAAGGCACGCAUACUCAGUGUUGGAUGUAAGGGACGUACAAGGAAUAAGAUUGCUACGAUUGCGCAAUCCUUGGGGCCACUACAGUUGGAAAGGAGAUUGGUCUGAUGAUAGUCCGAUCUGGACGGCGCAACUCCGAGAGAUGCUUAUGCCUCAUGGCGCAUCAGAUGGUGUAUUUUGGAUAUCAUUUGAUGACGUUUUGAAGUACUUUGAUUGCAUUGACAUCUGCAAAACGAGAGUUGGAUGGAGCGAAGUUCGUUUAAGGGGUACUCUACCACCUUUGUCGUCAUUGAGACAUUUAUCAUGCGUCUUGCUAACUGUACUAGAACCUACCGAGACGGAAUUUACGUUAUUUCAAGAGGGUCAAAGGAAUUCGGAAAAAUCUCAGCGUUCUCAAUUGGAUCUAUGCGUAGUGGUUUUUCGGACCCGGUCGCCAGCAGCACCAGAAGUUGGUCGGCUGGUAGAGCACAGCAAACGUCAAGUUCGUGGCUUUGUCGGUUGUCAUAAAAUGCUGGAAAGGGACCUGUACAUUGUGGUGUGCCUUGCUUUUAACCACUGGCACACAGGUAUGGAAGAUACAUCAAGUUAUCCGGAAUAUGUACUUGCAAUUCACAGUUCGAAGAGACUGUUGGUCGAACAAAUUUCACCACCCGCAUUCGUAUUGGCUGAUGCUAUCAUCAGCUUGACAUUAGCCAAAGGUCAACGGCAUGAGGGUAGAGAAGGCAUGACGGCCUAUUACUUGACGAAAGGUUGGGCAGGUUUAGUCGUAAUGGUUGAAAAUCGUCACGUGAACAAAUGGAUACACGUAAAAUGUGAUUGUCACGAAAGUUAUAAUGUUGUGUCUACCAGAGGGCAACUCAGAACAGCUGACAGCGUACCUCCGUUGCACAGGCAGGUCAUCAUUGUCUUAACACAACUAGAAGGCAGUGGCGGUUUUUCAAUAGCUCACCGACUUACGCAUAGAUUAGCCAAUAGUGGAAACUUACAUGACUGGGGUCCGCCAGAUACUCAACACUGUCCACCCAUAGACACUCAAGUCGAAGGUCUACAUAGUCCUCGUUUGAUAACGUGAACCUGUAAAACCACAAAAUGCAGUUUUAGCAUUUAACGUGAAAAUUGUGAUUGUGAAUCUUGAUGUGCGAACUAAUGUAUUUCUAGAGCCUAAGGAUCUUCCUGGGAAAAAAAUUAAACUUCCGAUUGAAACCAUUGCUUUAUAUCGGGAGUGUGCAGAUACACAAAUCGUUUAGACCAACUUGGAGUAUUUUCUUUCUCGCACAAACAAAAUUGUAAAUUUCAACAGAAUUUAAACAUUGUUGAGAUUCGUAUGCAGUAUAAACAAUUAAUUUCCCAUAUACACGGUAUUCUCUGCUGUUCGAGUCUCCAUUGAAAUAAAACUGGUUGAAAAUUAUUACUUGAAAAGUUCAAACUGAAGACGUUAUAUUACAUACUGUUAUUCAGUAUCGGUAUAAAUCUGCUUACACAUAACGUUCUGCACUUUCCCUUGGCAGGGUAUAUUUUUUAAAAACUAGGAUGUGCUUUGAGAAGUUCUAUAUUUGCAUCAAAAGCAAGCAUACUUGAAUAUGAGAGAGACAUACUCGCUUGAUAGAUGGUUUCAACUAUAACUCAGUGAUUAAUUUUGAAAUAGUGAGUUGUAGUUCAAAAUUCACCUCACACAACCCUAUUCAGUAUGUGGCCAAAAUAAGUAUAAAAGGCUAACAGACUGCUGCCAUGUGCAGUUUCAGCUUGAGUCGCACUCCGAAUGACUGUUAAGUAUAGGUAUAGUUAAAUGGGUAAUAUAACGCUAAUGCACUUAUACUUCUUUGUUCAAGAUAAAUUGUAUUCUAGUAUCGGACGUCAUCCGCUUACGUCAUGAUUGUGUAUACUGCUAAAAAAGUAUUCCAACUUGUAUCGAGUUAUUAUCGUUCCUGCAAAACGUUCUACUAUCUAUGCGUGUAUGUUCCCACUUCCGGAGCUCAGACCCAUCAGAUCAAAAAAAUUGUUAUCUGUUAAUGCAUAAGAUCAUGGCCAUGUGGUUCUCAACUCGCCAUAUAAAAUGACUUGAUACUGAUAGAAAUAUUUCGCAUAAGUUCAUAGACUUCUCUCUUACUGCAUGUAUAUAAUUAUUCAAAUAAUAUACAAUUCACAAACAUUUUCUUUCCAUAUGAAUGAUUUGGGAACAUGAGCGUUACGUCCCCCAUUUAAUUAGACAUGUAUAAAACAGUUGUUCGUGAGAUGGGAAUACAUCUAGGGCCUAAAAGCACCGUUGACAGCGCUCUAUGCCUUAUUGAACAUACUCAAUUGCUCUUCAUACCUUUCUGAGUUUGCGUGAACAUAUGUCACCUUUGGGUCUAACAGAAUCCAUUUUUCAAAAAAUUCUUUUAUUAUAUUUGACAUUUUGAAAUGGUCGUUUUGCAACUACUUUUUGACACUUCAGCUGCAUAAUCGUUUGAAGACAGUAGGUUUAUGACUUAGAUGUGUUACAAUAUUACUUGCUGUACAAUUCCAAUGAAACACAUAUUAUGCAAUUUCUAAUUAUCAGACAUUUAUCUUCACAGAGUGUUCAAUGAUUUCAUUCUGACUGGUUUCGAAUGCUGUAAAUUCGAACUGCAUAUACUUUGUUAUUUGAAUAUAUUCACGGAAAAAACCAAGGAAGUAGAGUAUAACUGCUAUAUUAUAUCUUCCUUUGUUUACACGUACCAUACUUUUUGUCACAAAAUUGAACUUUAAGAAAUAUAAAGGAAAGGUACACAGUUGAUCAUGCACACUGUCAAUGAAGAUAUGUAUAGCUCGUUUGGUGGUGUAUUGGGAAAACAAUCCAUUUUAGUUUCAUGCAAUCACACUGAUGUUAAUCAUAUUUUUAUGCGGAUAUCACAGGCUUCAGAUUUUUCGUAACAAUAUAAGUUAUUUAAUAUUCCCCUCUUAUAUUUUAAACCUAUCUCAAAAAAGCAAGGUAUACUAUUUGCACGCUUCGCUUCAAAAAUCAACAAAUGGAAAUCGUAGGUAGUACAAAAUGCAGCUUACAAACAGUUAGAAAUCAUUUUUGUGGAUAUGUAGAAAAUCAUAAUGUUCUUUGAGAUUAAGCCUGUUCGAAAUUAAUAACUGAAGCUGAACCCACAAAUAACUCUGAUUAGUUGAUAUGAUUUUGAGAUAUGUAAGCUGUAUAUUGUACUUGUUUUCAAUACUUGUUCAAUCUCUGUUGAUUGUUCUCAAAUUUUUCGGGAUGAACGUAUAUAGUAUAUGCGUACACAAAUACACACACACACACGCACACUACCUUAUAGUAACAAAAAAAAAAAGAAAGAAAGAAACAGGAACCGAAGGCUCUCAAUGUCCCAAUAUGCUCAGUGCAAGACAUGAUACAAUAACUAACAAUAUUAGUAUAUUACAAUUUAAAGAAGUAAAAGUUUUAAUAUAUUUUCCUCUUUGAAAGAGGUUGUUGUCCAGUUAUUGACGUUCCAUUUAUUAAAUUUUCAAAACGAAAACUUGAACAUUAUGUCUAAAUUAGAUACGUUUGGUAAAUAUGAGUGGGCCAUAGAUUGAAUAAAACUAGAAUUAAAAAGAAAAGAAACAAAAAAUAUUUAAGAAAUAACACCGAAUAAGGUAAAAUUUUUUUGCUUGCCAUAUGAAGAAUAAUUAUUUUCUCAAUGAUAAUGUUUAAAAUAAGACGUUACUCAGAGUAAAGACAUAACAUUAAAUGGUACUGUAUAUGACUCUGUAGGCAAGAGUAGUGGAGUGUGAUUAAUGAUUAUUGUGUAUAUCUUUUUCGGAAUUGCGUACAAUUAAGUACUUUUUUCCAUUGUUAAGAAUCUCCCGUAGUGUACGGUUUUUUUAAAUUAAUUUGUAAGUUUAAAUUUUUACUUGUGUGAAUAUUUAAAUUCUUAAAUCACAGACCGCAAUCAGAUUGUAGUUGUAACGCAGGAUUUUAAACAAUGUUUGCAACCAGGGUUGAAACAUGAAACCUGAAAAUUCAGCUAAAUAUCCAACUAUAGGACUGUCUAAGAUUUUUCCAAACAUGAAGUUGACACCUUAUUCUAGUCGAUCUGAAAAAAAAUGAUCCUGUGAAAUUAGAUUGAACUAGAACUUAAUAAGUCUUCUCAGCUAUGAACCAAAAACUAUCAGACUAAGAUUUUGAAUAAUUGGGUCAUCUGCAAAACUAUUCCAUUUGCGUACUAAUCUUAAUUAAACCCUAUAACUAAUAUUUUUUUAAAGCAAUUUCAGAAUUCUUAAUGCGAUUCAAUAAAACUUCUAUGGCAAAAGCUUUUGACCCAAUUCCGUUAAAAUCAUGCCGGAGAAGAGGCUUAAAAAUAGAUGAUAAUUUACAUUGGAUCAGAAAAUUUCUCGAUACUGAAGUGUCUGCGGUAAUCUUAAUUUAUAAUUUUCAUUGGAGUUCACGAUGAAUUCAACACCAAUGAAAAUCGAAUUAUAUUAAAAUAAAUACUAAAAAACAAAGACUAGGCUACCUUGUAACUGAAGUUAAUCUUUAUUUGAUUUCGAUUUUAUAAUAUUGCCAUGUUGUUAUAUGAUAACAAUUGACAUUGAGCUUUGACAUUGAAAAUACUAGGUGCUAAUAUCUCAACACACAUGUGAGGUUAAUCCAACGACAUCAAAUAGAACUUUUCCUUGGGUUUAAAACGUUGAAAAUAUCGCAACCAACAUGCGCAAUUUUAAUAUUCAAUACACUGGUGCAAUAUUAUAAUUAUAAUUUAUGUAUCAAUCGUAUUAAUUAUCAGACUCUCUAAAAAUCUCGCACACCAGGAAAAGUUCAGACUUUCUAAAACACCUCGUAACAACCCUGACUGUCAAGUGCAUUAUGUAAUUAGCUACUCAUCACUGAGACUUGAUUUGUUCUAUUUCAUAAGGGUAGCAUGUAUAUUAUUUGCUAAGAAAAAUCAUAAAUACUGAUCAGCUAUUCUCGGUUCUUUUCACUAUAAAAAAUUAUUGACUUUCAAUGAGAUAUAAGAAUUUUAACUUGGGCCAAAUGAUAAGAACUACUAAAUAAUUUUCAGACCACUUACUCGCCCUAAUUACAAAUUUUAAUCUGUGAUUUAAUUAUCAGGUAUAACGCUGGCACAAUACUCAAUUCAUGUGUUCUUCACAAGAUGAUAUUAUCAAUGUCAGUGAAAAUAACCAUUCCCAGUUCAAAAGCUUCCCCCAGUUUAUUCUUGCAGUAAGCAAUGUGUGAAUACAUCUUUCCAGUAGAUAAAUACUGCGCGUUACUCCUUUCAACUCAAAAUACAAUAACGUAAAGUCAUUACUAACAUGCUGCAAAUACGAAUUAGAAAAUAUUCUACACAGCCCAUUUCUUAAUAUGAAGCGACAGAUAAUUUAAAUGUCACACGUGAUUAUUACACAUUUGAAAAACUCUUUCUUUCCUUCAUCUACAUACCCAAAUAUUUUACAUGCACCAUGGUACAUCUACAGUAGUUCGUGUAGUUUUAAAUAGUUAGAUUUUGAAUUUACCUGUGCUUCACCCAAAAGAAUAUCAUGUAUCAAUAAAUGAAUUGUGCACAACUCAAUGGAAUAGUAACAAUGGCUUUGUUUUAACAUAGUUACGAGAAUUACACUACGUUAUACAUGGUAUACUUAACUGUUACUAGGUAUAAAAAAACUCGGUGAAAAAAAUGUGCUUUGAGGUAAUAUUGUUUUCACCUCUGGAUGCAAAUACACUACGUUUAUACUGAGUAGGCAAGCUUUGUUUCCAAAGCAAAAACAAUUCUCAGUACCCCGUACACUUUUAUAGUCCUAAGGUUUUGACCAAAAGGAAGUGAUGAUCUCUUUACUGACUGAAACUGCUUUAGAGCAGCUAAGUUUUCAAUCAUUAAACUGCUACAUUUUUUUUCUGGAGUAAAAAACAGGAUAGAAGUAACUAUUUGACACAAGUAGACGGAUCAUUUUCUUCUUUCUUUUUAUAUGUGUAUUAAAAAAUAAGUGCAAAAAAUAUACUGUGCAUAAUUGUAGCAGUUACCUGUCGAUAAUCGUUCAUAUCGUGUUUUCUCUAAUACAAAGAUCAAUGCAGAGAUUGUUUUUUUUAUAAUUAGCUGGCAGGGACAUGAACUCUUGAAAUAGGAUAUCUCAUGAAAUCUCAAACAAUCGUUCGGAACAUUGAUAGUCACGUGUUAAUCUAUAAUGAAAUAGCUUUCAAGUAUAUAAUUUUCAGUUCACUUUUGGAUAUGCAGUCUUCAAUAGGUUUGAAAAGGAAAGUAUCAAACCAUUUAAUUAGACAAAAAAUCGCAACUAAUGAAAUGACCAUGUCAAAAUUUUUAUACAAAUGAACAGCGUGCACAUAACAACCUACCUUUGCACAACCAACUGUAGAUUAUUAAGAUUAACGCAAUUCGAUCAAUUUUCGUUAUAUCGAUUUUCAAUUUAGAUUUCCUGCGUCUCGAAUUACUCUUCCUCUUAGAGAUAACACGAUUGUUUAGAAAUGGCUCCAAAUAAAUUACAGUAAUAGUAGGAAUAGUUUACAACCCGAUACUUGAUGUGAAAAUCGUAAAUUUUUACUCUGCGCAGUUAUUCCAAACAAUGUGAAAAAAGACACAGAAAAAAAAAAUAAAUAAUGAUAAGUAAUAUUAUUAUAUAACUAAGCAAUUUAAAGUAUUGUAGAUUUUUACCAGUAAAUCUGUAGCUUGCAGUAGUUUCUGAAUUGAGUGGCCUUCAUUUUUGAAAAAAAAAAAAACAAAAAAAUAACAUUUAACAGUAAAAAAAAGUGUAUCAAAUAAACUGAGAAGUUAACUCUUAAGUGAAAACCAUGCAGAGUUCACAUAUUGUUAGAGUCAAGACAUUUUUAAUGCUUUAAUGUGAGUUGUAUGAAAAAUUUAGGUGGUUCCGUUUUAUUUUGUUGUCUAAUGUUCUUUUUUUUUUUCUUAGUUAAUUAGCCAGCAGACUAUAAUUCACUUCAAAUAUUGCUAAACUGACCAUUGGUGCCAUAUUAAUCAAUAUUAACUAUACUCUAUUUCUGAUAAAUAUAUAGUUUCUAAUAAUUUUCCAUAGCAGUUGUAUUCUGUUGGGGUGCCAUAGUUAGUACACGUCAUAUUUUGUUCUUUCUCAAGUCUAACUUACAUGGAACGAAGUUGGCGAAACUUUCACAAUGUAAAACACGAAGUUAAAUGUUAAUUUACGAAAAUUUGAAUAAAUAGGUGGUUGGCAGGAAGCUAGAAUCAGAACCACGGAUGAGUGUAAAUAUCUAUCUCGUAUAUUUACUUUAUAACUGCUGUUAUUGCACCAUUUUUUAGCACUCCUGUAAUUUCUAUGUUUGAAAUGAGUGAAACGAGAUAGAUGAAAAAAUCGACCAAGGAAUGAAAUACACUUGCUAUAAUACCCAAAAAAUUAUAUAUGUACAAAAUUCAAUUUUGAUACAGUGAAUCUGCCAACUGCCAAGAUAUUAAGCAUGCAUCGAGUUAUUUGACCCUGAUUGCAUGAAUUUGAAUUAUAUUUUAGACGAAAUAAAUUUGUAAAUACGAAAGAAUCUCAUGUAUUUAAAAAGGAACAUUUUAUUUUCCAGCAAAGUGCUUACUACGUUAAGUUAAGUUUUCUUUGCACGAGCUUAAUUGUCGCUGUUUCAGCGUUAAACUAUACAGUGACAAAGUGAAUAAUUAUUUAAUAAAAUUAAUAUAUAUAUAUGUAUAUAUGUGUAUAUAUUAAUAUAUAUAUACACAUACAUACUAUAUUUAUUAAAUAAAUGCGUGAUGGUAGCCUGAACUCAAAAUUCUGAAUUGGAAUCAAAUCGAAGUUUUGAAACUGUUUCAAUUUUACCACAAGUUUCUAAAUACGCAGGGUAGAAUUGUUUUUGUUAGUUCAAAGAUAGUGUGAUCGACUUGAAGUAAUAUUGAAACAAAGCUGAAAACGGCAUCAGAAUUUUGUAGCCUCAGGUUCCAUUGCAAUAUACUUAGGUAUGUAUUCUUAAUAUGUGAAAAAGUGUCUCACUGUAUUUGUAUCAUAGAUCACAAUGUUAGGGUUGUCAUUUCAUGGUCACCGCGCAAAUUAUAAUAUCCAUAUAAAACUCUAUAAGAUGGUAUCUCACCAUACGAUUUUAGUAUAUAAUUUUUUAUUUCUUUUAGUUAACCAAAGAUGUUAUACAUUACUCUCUGUAAUUGAUCAUGAAUCAUUGUACUGUACUGAUAUAUUGUGUGCAAUCAUAAUUUGUGAAACAUUAUAAUUUUUACUUCGCUGGAUGAAAUCAAUAAAAAAUCCGCAUUAGAUACUCAAUUUCUAAGAUAUUCCUGUUCCAAUAUCGAGUUUGGAUUAUGCGUCAAGAUAAAUUAUUGAAGUAAUAAAACUACAAUAAUUCCAUCUCUCAUGUGAUAUGAAAUAAAACAAAUAAUUGCAAAACGGGAAAACGUACUUUCGGAUCAAAAGGUACCAGUGUGUCUGUCGAUGAUACCAAUUCUAACGAUAAUUAGAGUAUGCACUGGGACCUAUUUCUACUCAGAAGUUAUCUGCAUAGUCUGUAUACCAAUUUGUUGAGAGUAUUUACUAUCCCUUCAGCUUUGAGUAACAUGUAGAAUUAUUAAUUGUUGCAUAAACGCGUUGCAUAUUGUAUAUCAAGUAUUUACUGCCGUAUUAUUGAAUAAUAUCAAAAUUGUGUAUUGCAUUCAUUUGUAACAUGUAGACACGAUCAAUAACAAAUUCAAAUAAUAA
Neodiprion fabricii is the source of this 12011-nucleotide messenger RNA. Its product is annotated as calpain-D-like. The record is from RefSeq and is a predicted model, not a curated record. The transcript has 11 exons. Gene Ontology annotation, cellular component: cytoplasm. NCBI's taxonomy places the organism in Eukaryota, Metazoa, Arthropoda, Insecta, Hymenoptera, Diprionidae. Gene Ontology annotation, molecular function: calcium-dependent cysteine-type endopeptidase activity. Gene Ontology annotation, biological process: proteolysis. The coding region runs from base 367 to 4446 and encodes 1359 amino acids.